Brassica napus (rape) is the source of this 790-nucleotide messenger RNA. Its product is annotated as non-specific lipid-transfer protein B. Gene Ontology annotation, biological process: lipid transport. Gene Ontology annotation, molecular function: lipid binding. Bases 238 to 591 code for a protein of 117 amino acids. The record is from RefSeq and is a predicted model, not a curated record. Gene Ontology annotation, cellular component: membrane. The transcript has 2 exons. Lineage: Eukaryota; Viridiplantae; Streptophyta; Magnoliopsida; Brassicales; Brassicaceae.
AAGAUAAAAACGAAAUUUGAUUAAAAUGUCAAACGAGAGUUCCUACAUAACUAGGGACCUCAACAUUAAAUGAAAUCAACAACCAACAAACUACUCCCAUUCCUCUAAACCGCAUUCACAUUCAUAACAUAAAUUUUCCUUGUCUAUAUAAACACUCACUCCCCCAACUCUCUCUAUCAUUCAUCACUACACACUUCUCAUUUUGCAAACAAUCAAAAUCCCCUAAAACUAAGAAAAAUGGCUGGUCUAAUGAAAUUGGCAUGCUUGGUCUUGGCCUGCAUGAUUGUGGCCGGUCCAAUCACAACGAACGCGGCUCUAAGCUGUGGAACCGUUAGCGGUAACUUGGCAGCAUGCAUUGGCUACUUAACCCAAAAUGGGCCCCUUCCCAGAGGGUGCUGCACCGGCGUUACUAAUCUAAACAACAUGGCCCGUACAACCCCGGACCGUCAGCAAGCUUGCCGUUGUCUUGUAGGAGCCGCUAACUCCUUCCCUACUCUCAACGCUGCCCGAGCUGCUGGACUUCCUAAGGCAUGUGGAGUCAAUAUUCCUUACAAAAUCAGCAAAAGCACCAACUGCAACAGCGUUAGAUGAGCGGCGGUCGGAUGAAGAAACUCAAGCGGACGUACGAAUCUAAUAUAAUGUAUGAGAGAGUACUAAAUAAGAUGUUGUUUUUCUAGUGUUUUAAAAUUUCAUGUUUCUCUUCUGUUGUGUCGUUCCUUUACUUUGGUUGUAUGUACUAUGUUCGUAAUCAACGUCCGCUAUAUGAAGUUCAUAUCCAAGGUUUACGUUA